AUCAUCAAGAUAUUCUUCUUAUUUCCGCAUCUCUUCCGUACAAAUACGAAAUCCAUUACACCACCGUCCUUACGAGGUUUUCUUCUGUGUUAUCCUUCGUUCUGUUUUUUUUUUUUGUGAGAGAAUGGGUCGGUUUGUGGAAGCUUCUGCAGUUGCUUUGAUAUUGUCUUUGGCUGUUUUAAUAACACAUUCAGCUCCAGAAUCUGCUCUUGUCACCACACUUCCUGGCUUCAAUGGCACUCUUCCUUCCAAACACUACGCCGGGUACGUGACGAUCGGUGAGAAAGGUGACAAGAAUCUAUGGUAUUACUUUGCAGAAUCCGAGAAGGAUCCGGCCGAGGAUCCUGUCGUGCUUUGGCUCAACGGUGGUCCAGGUUGCUCGAGCAUGGAUGGAUUUGUCUACGAACACGGUCCUUUCAAUUUCGAACCGGCAAAAACAGACGGCAGUUUGCCUCAGUUGAGGCUCAAUCCUUACAGCUGGUCCAAGGUUUCCAACAUUAUAUACCUGGAUUCACCUGCAGGUGUCGGAUUUUCUUACUCGAAGGACGAAUCUGAUUAUUCCACAAAUGAUACACAGACCGCCAUCGACACUCAUGCGUUUCUUCUCAAGUGGUUCGAAACGUUUCCCGAGUUUCAAUCGAAUCCGUUCUUCAUCUCGGGAGAAUCCUUCGCUGGAAUCUAUGUGCCUACGCUCGCUUCUGAAGUUGUCAAUGGUAUUAAGGGAAGCGUAAAGCCGGUUAUUAACUUCAAGGGAUAUUUGAUCGGUAAUGGAGUUGCAGAUCAGGAUUAUGACGGUAACGCUUUAGUCCCGUUUGCGCACGGGAUGGGGCUGAUCCCGGACAAGCUCUUCAAGACGGUUACUGCUGCGUGCGACGGAAAUUUCUCUCGGCCGAAAGACGGGAAAUGUCUCAGCCAAUUAUGGAAAGUUAACUUGCUAAUAUCAAAACUGAACAUUUACAACAUCCUCGAGCCGUGCUACCACGCACCGAAUGCAUCCCUUUCCACGUCCGACGUCGAUCUGCCCUCCAGUUUCCUCGGUUUGGGCAAAACCGAUCGGCCAUUGGCCGUGAGGAAGAGAAUGUUCGGUCGCGCUUGGCCUCUGCGCGCGUCGGUGCUUCCAGGCCCCGUCCCGAAUUGGCCUCAGCUCUCCAAAACCAUGUCUGUCCCGUGCGUCGACGAUAGAGUGGCGACGGCGUGGUUGGACGAUCCAUCGGUCAGGAAAGCGGUUCACGCCAAAGAGGAUAGCGAGAUCGGAGGCUGGGAGCUCUGCACGCAAAAGAUCAAUUACAUGCACGAUAGGGGAAGCAUGCUCAAUCUCCAUAGAAACCUCACCCUCGGCGGAUACCGAGCCCUCAUAUACAGCGGAGAUCACGAUAUGUGUGUUCCGUAUACUGGUACGGAGGCAUGGACGAGGUCUCUCGGAUACAAUGUCACGGAUGGAUGGAGGCCGUGGAUGUUGGACGACCAGGUGGCCGGGUAUAUCCAAGGAUAUUCCAACAAUCUCACGUUUCUAACCAUCAAGGGGGCGGGGCAUACAGUUCCCGAGUACAAGCCGCGAGAGUCGUUGUCCUUCUAUAGCAGAUUCCUUGCCGGAGAAAAGAUAUGAAGAAACCCCAUGCCACAUCAUUGCCUUAAUUAAUAAUAAUUCAUUAUAUUGAACAACACGUAUGUGUUUUUUUUAACUUGGAGUUUACCGGAUUUUC
Messenger RNA from Tarenaya hassleriana, 1703 nucleotides. RefSeq names its product serine carboxypeptidase-like 20. The record is from RefSeq and is a predicted model, not a curated record. Gene Ontology annotation, biological process: proteolysis; secondary metabolic process. NCBI's taxonomy places the organism in Eukaryota, Viridiplantae, Streptophyta, Magnoliopsida, Brassicales, Cleomaceae. The transcript has 14 exons. The coding region runs from base 125 to 1606 and encodes 493 amino acids. Gene Ontology annotation, molecular function: serine-type carboxypeptidase activity; acyltransferase activity, transferring groups other than amino-acyl groups.